GUCGGACAUUGCCUUAGUUAAGCAAGAAUGAUGAUCUCUUUGGCCCGCUAACGCCGACAACAACAAUGGACACAGACACCUUUUGUUAAGAGCAGGCUGCGGCGAGGCUCGUUAAGGGGCGCUAAUACUAUCGCCGACAGCAAAAACAGCAACAAAAAGGUCGAUGCUUGAAUUUGUAAGAUGGAGCGCAGAAAGCCUGAUUUCUAAUACGUAGGAUGGCCAUUAAAAUGGUCCCCAUCACUAAAACCGUUGAGGUAUAAAGAUCGAAUCCUUCGUUCCACGCUGGUCUCCAAUUGUCUAGCUCAUCAUCACUAAAGCAUCAUCGUCUCAAAGCCUCUACUCUGCUAUACAUCAUGUCCUUUGAACUCCCCAAGACCGUCAAGCAGUGGAACGUCACUGGAACCACUGGCUUUGACGCCCUCCAAUUCAGCGAGCAGCCUCUCCCUCAGCUUGGAGACAGUGAGGUUCUCGUCAAGUUGCAAGGUGCCUCUCUCAACUACCGCGAUCUCAUCAUCCCCCAGGGCAAAUACGCCUUCCCUACCCGCGAAAACGUCAUCCCCGGCUCAGACGGUGCUGGUGAGGUCGUUGCGGUAGGAAGACAAGUGACCCGCUUCAAGCCUGGCGACAAGGUCGUCACUCUCUUCAGCCAGGCACACAUUGGCGGUCCCAGCAACCUCGAAACCCUCGCUUCCGGCCUCGGCGGUGCUCUCGACGGCACUCUUCGCAACUACGGCGCCUUUAACGAGAAUGGCCUUGUCCGACUCCCCUCGAACCUCACACCCAUCGAAGGCUCUACCCUCUCUUGCGCCGGUCUGACAGCCUGGAACUCCCUCUAUGGUCUCAGUGGCUCCCAGCUGCUCCCUGGCCAGUGGGUGCUCACCCAGGGCACCGGCGGCGUCAGUAUCUUUGCUCUGCAGUUCGCCAAGGCCGCUGGUGCGCGUGUCAUUGCAACCACCAGCUCGGCUGACAAGGUCCAGUUCCUCAAGGAUCUUGGUGCGGACCAUGUCAUUAACUACAAGGAGAACCCUGAAUGGGGUGUUGAGGCCAAGCGUCUUACUGGUGGCGUUGGCGCCAACCACAUUGUGGAAGUUGCUGGCCCUGCAUCGAUGAAGCAGAGUCUCGAAGCUAUUGCUGUGAGCGGUGUCAUUACCAUUAUUGGCUUUGUCGGUGGCUUCACUGAGGACCAGCCAGGCUUCAUUGAGUGCCUGCUCCGCGGAUGCAUUGCUCGUGGCACGCUUGUCGGCUCGAGAACCCAGAUGGAGGAAAUGUGUCUCGCCAUUGAGGCCAACCCGGAUAAGCUGCGCCCUGUGGUCGACAAGAAGGUGUUUAAGCUGGAGCAGCUCAAGGAGGCCUACGAGUACCAGUGGGCUGGAAAGCACGUCGGCAAGGUGUGCAUUGAGAUUGAGUAGACAAAAUAGGUUAUCUUUACGCAUUCAAAUACAUAUGAGCAAGAUAGUUUCGACGUUUUGAAUACAAGGCAAUAUGUGGAGAAUUUUACGAGACGUUUUCAAAAGCACGUAUUUCGCUGGGAUCGUGGCCAUCGCAGACACGAUACGUGUCUAUGAAAUAUUUCAAGUAUCGCAUUAGGAUAUAACGCAUUGUGUGUAUUUUCAAAUUUAUUCAUUGCGUUAUUUCAUGUGCCUUAAUACAAACAAAUAUUUCGUAAAUCGUUCCUAAAAAGCAAAGUUGAGAUGUAAACCUUCCUAAACUUGAUGUUAAAAUGUAAACCAG
Molecule: messenger RNA, 1731 nt
Organism: [Torrubiella] hemipterigena
Lineage: Eukaryota; Fungi; Ascomycota; Sordariomycetes; Hypocreales; Clavicipitaceae
Source: the annotation of a GenBank genome assembly